Molecule: messenger RNA, 1887 nt
Organism: Cryptococcus amylolentus CBS 6039
Lineage: Eukaryota; Fungi; Basidiomycota; Tremellomycetes; Tremellales; Cryptococcaceae
Exons: 8
Coding region: 337-1674 (445 amino acids)
Cellular component (GO): mitochondrion
Molecular function (GO): metal ion binding; alcohol dehydrogenase (NAD+) activity
Source: RefSeq, a predicted model, not a curated record
CACAGCAUAGAGGCGCGGGAUCCGGUUAUGGCGAUAGCCGGGUGAAGACGCGUCUGCUAUUAGGUGGUGGAUCCGUAUCCUGCUCCUCUCACUCCACAGCGAUGCCGCCCCCCGCCUCACGAGCUGCCAUCACCCGCCUCCUCUCCCUCACCGCCAACCAGGGCUGCAGGGGCUGCGGCAGGUCCCACUCCGCCCUCGACCACCACUCCCACAGGGGCAUGGCCACCCCCACAGACUUGCCCCUCAGCAGGGGAGGCCCGCCCCCUGGCAAUGCCGACUAUGCUUUCGAGGUGAGCACCAGACAAGGCGUCGCGGCCGGAUGCUCAUGGUGAACAGAUGGCUGCGUCGACCCUCCGAUUCGGCGCACAUGCGACCCGAGAAGUCGGCAUGGACUUUGCAAACCUCAUUCGCGAGAUGCCUUCCGUCGACCGCUCACGCGCAAAGAUUGGAGUGUUCACGGAUCCCAACGUGGCCAAGCUUCAAGUGAUGGAGAUCGUGGAGGAGAGUCUGCUGAGGGAAGGAUUGGACUUUGUGGUCUUUGACAAGGUCUCCGUCGAGCCGACCGACAAGAGCUGGGGGUCUGCUGUUGACUUUGCAAGAUCCUCCCAUUUGACGCACUUUUUGGCCGUGGGAGGUGGGUCGUCAAUGGAUACUGCGAAAGCAGCCAACCUGUUGGCCAACUAUCCCGAGUCCGACAUGUUCGACUUUAUCAAUGCCCCCAUCGGCAAGGGCUUGCCCAUCACCAAGAAGCUGAGCCCUUUGAUUGCCAUCCCUACUACUGCCGGAACUGGAUCAGAGACCACAGGAACGGCCAUCCUCGAUAUACCCUCUCUUCGGUUCAAGACUGGUAUUGCCUCGCGCGCUCUCAAGCCGACCCUGGGUAUCGUCGACCUCAACAAUACUGCUACGUGUCCCAAGGAGGUUUCCAUCGCUGCUGGAUUGGAUGUGCUCUUCCAUUCUCUCGAAAGCUGGACUGCUGUGCCGUAUCAUGAAAGGACUCCCAGGCCUACCAACCCCAUCCUCCGACCGGCUUAUCAAGGAUCCAAUCCCAUCUCCGACAUCUUCUCUCGAUGGGCCUUGGAGACUACCAUCAAAUACCUCCCUCGCAUUGCCCGCGACCCAUUCGGUGAUGUAGAAGCCCGAUCUCAGAUGUUGCUUGCUGCCUCCACAGCUGGUAUCGGGUUUGGCAACGCCGGUGUCCACAUGUGUCACGCCUUUUCAUAUCCCAUUUCAUCUCUGAACAAGGGGAGACCUAAAGAAACCCAGUACCACCACCCAUCCUACAACCCCGAGAUUCCUCUCAUUCCCCACGGCGUAGCCGUUUCCCUCACCGCCCCUGCUGUCUUCAACUUUACUGCCCCAUCGUCCCCAGAGCGACAUCGUGAGGCUCUUAGGGUGUUCCUGGGAAAGGACAGGGUGCAUGAGGCAGACGCUACGAAAGACUCGGAUCUCGGGUCAAAGUUGGGAGAGGAGAUUCAAAAGUUCUUGGAUCUGGUGGAGGUGCCGAGGGGGCUGAGUAAGGUUGGGUAUUCUAGUGGUGACAUUGCUUCGCUGGUUGAAGGUUGUCUGCCUCAGAGGCGCGUGCUCGACUUGGCGCCGGUUCUCGCAAAGGACGACAAGGCUGAAGAGAGAGAGCAAUUGGCUCAUAUCGUGGAGAAGUCUUUGAACUGGUAAGAAGUGACGGGCUGUGAGAAGAAGAUGCGGGGGACUUUCAAGGAUCCAAACCUCAUUGUACGACUAUACGCGCGAGUCAACCGUCAUGAACAAAGGUGAUACUAUUCUGUUUCUGGACCGUUUAUUCUUCCUGUGACGCAGCUUCAUAUGAUCCUUCACAGUUUAGAAGGCUGGUUCACAAGAGAAACCGUGAAUACAGAUGUCUGACCUUGG